Messenger RNA from Cladophialophora yegresii CBS 114405, 528 nucleotides. RefSeq lists its product as uncharacterized. The transcript has a single exon. Bases 1 to 528 code for a protein of 175 amino acids. The record is from RefSeq and is a predicted model, not a curated record. Gene Ontology annotation, molecular function: FMN binding. Lineage: Eukaryota; Fungi; Ascomycota; Eurotiomycetes; Chaetothyriales; Herpotrichiellaceae.
AUGCCUAUCCUAAUCGCAUACGCUACAUCGCAUGGGUCAACGCGCGAAAUAGCUGACCGCAUCGCCUCACGCCUACAUGCCAACGGCUUAGCCGUUGACUGCCGGCCUGUCGACCACGUUUUCAGCGUCGAGAACUACAGCGCGGUCAUCCUGGGCAGUGCCGUGCAUGGGUCUAGAUGGCUCCUAGACGCACAGAAGUUCCUCGACGUCGAAGCCAUGGGACUCCAAAUGAAGCCGACCUGGGCUUUCAGUGUUGGAAUGGCCCCCACGGUCAGGGGCUCCAAGUGGGUGAGAGAUCGAGCUGUGAGGAGAGAAUCCCAGGACAUCAAGGAGACGAUUUCGAGGAAGGUGCCCAAGGUCCGGGAUCACCAUCUGUUCGCAGGGAAGGCCGACGGAUUGGCCAUGUCGGGGCCUAUGCGUUGCUUGUGGAGUUGCAUGGGCGGGCGGUUUGGAGACUACCGCGACUGGAAUGAGAUUGACGAAUGGGCGGAUGUGAUUGCCAAGGAGUUGAAGCUCGAAGGCAUUUGA